Hirundo rustica (Barn swallow) is the source of this 615-nucleotide messenger RNA. RefSeq lists its product as uncharacterized. Bases 1 to 615 code for a protein of 204 amino acids. NCBI's taxonomy places the organism in Eukaryota, Metazoa, Chordata, Aves, Passeriformes, Hirundinidae. The transcript has 4 exons. The record is from RefSeq and is a predicted model, not a curated record.
AUGCGGCCCGGCGCCGCCUUCGCCGCCCAUUGGGUGGCGGGCGCGGCACGUGACGGGACCGCGCCGUCCUUGAUUGGCUGGGCGGGGGGCGGGGCCGAGCGCGAGGGGGCGCUGCGGGUGGCGCCGUCGCGGGCGGCGCCGGAGGGAGCGGGGCUGAGCGUCGGAGGAGGAACUUAUUUGCUGUGUGGGUACUCUGUGCUAGAACAGAUUUCUCAGAGACGUCCUGGAGCCUCCCUCGUGGAUGUGUUCCAGAACCAUCUGGACUCAGUCCUGUGCCAUGUGCUCUGCGAUGGCCCUGCUGGAGCAGAAGACAGGGGACAACGCUGGUGGCACAGAACUCAUUGCGGUUUUUGUAUAUUAACUUCUUAUGAGCAUUUUAUAGAAAGAGUGAUUUGGAAUGUAAAUAGGAACCUCCAUUUUAAGGACUCUAACAGGAGAGGAAUGGCUUCAGUGUUUCUUCUCCACCAAGGAAAACUAAAUUUUAGCCCCAUUCCCCUCAUUGUCAACAUCCACCAUAACAUGGAUGACUUAGCUGACUCUUGGACUCCUCUUUCUAGCCUAACUCAAAAGCAUACACUUAAGUAUGUGAGAUGCAGAGUUUUUAGAUUCAGAUAA